GUGUUCCUCCACUUGGCGGCUACAUAGCAGUUCCAUCUGACGGGUGAACCUGCAGCCGACCAACAACAACCUGCAACCUACCUAACAUAUCAUUUACUCAAAACAACUCCAUCAUGUCCACUCCCUCCAACAAUGAAGAACGCAUGCGUCUCCAACUCUCGUCGGUACCCGAGACGAGCAGCAGCCCGAUGGUCUUCCCGAGCUCGUCGGCAGGACAUCCGACCAGUGAUGCUGCACCUCACUCAGCCUCACGCGUCCAAGGAAUCAGAAGAACCGCACAGAGUCAUAUCAACUCGUCAUCUCCCUUGCGUUUUCCUUCUAGCUCUAACUCGACCAUCACUGGCAGACGGUCGGGCCGUGCAAAUCCAAAUCCCUCGAGUGAACCAUUAUUCUUUCCACCCUCUUCAGGCGAAGGUACUCCACGUGCAUCUCGCCCAUCCAACCGACGAGGGGACAUUCAUUCCACCGUCCCCUCGCUCUCAUCUCCAUCCGCCCACCCCAGGUUACAUGCGCAAGUGCCAUCCUCGAGUGCCGGGCUAGGCCAAACGCCGAAUGUGCCGGGCUCGGACCUUCCUUCCCAGCAUGACACCUCCAGCCAGGCCGUGCCCGCCGAGCCGGAAACUCAGACUGUCAUCUGGGGCACCCUCGUCUCCCUCCAGGACUCCAUGCAAACCUUUCGUCAGUUCUUGCAGGGCUUCAAGAGGAAAUAUCGUCUGGCUUUCGACCUCAAACUCUCUCUCGAUGACGCCUCAAUGCUUUCUAAUGGCGAUCAAUUAGUCUAUGUCGAUUAUAUGCGCAAGAUGCGUCUCACUUCACAGACAAACUUGAACUUGGACUUGAUCAAUUUAUUGGCGUUCCCACCGACCAAAAAUCUAUACAACCAAAUUCUAAAUUAUCCACAAGAACUGAUCCCAAUAUGUGAUCAAGUACUGAAGGACUGUGUGAUUGAAUUAGCCGAAGAGGAUCGAGAGAGAGGGGAUUUGGAAUCAGAAGCGGUACCGGGGGAUGAAGAGAUAGCAGAGAUGGAAGGACGAAUCUACAAGAUCCGGCCGUUUGGCUAUGCGGGACAAUCGCCGGAAAGCACAGUCACGACAGCCGCGGGCCAGCCGGUCCAUCGAGGGGUGAACAUGCGACUACUCAAUCCGGGGGAUAUCGACAAGAUCGUGGCGAUUAAGGGAUUAGUGAUCCGGGCCACGCCGGUGAUCCCGGACAUGAAGCUAGCCUUCUUCAGGUGUCUGAGUUGUGGACACGUGACCACCGUCGAGAUCGACCGAGGAAAGAUCGCCGAGCCGCAACGGUGUCCCCGUGAGGUUUGCAACCAACCUGGGGGGAUGAGUCUGAUCCACAACCGGUGCGAGUUCGCCGACCGACAAGUCAUCAGAUUACAGGAAACACCAGACGAGGUGCCCGAUGGUCAGACCCCUCAUAGCGUCAGUCUGUGCGUGUACGAUGAACUUGUCGACUCCGCUAAGCCCGGUGAUCGGGUCGAGAUCACCGGGAUCUUCAGAAGCGUCGCCGUGCGCGUCAACCCUAAACAACGAGUGAUCAAAAGCCUCUUCAAAACUUAUCUCGACGUCCUUCAUAUCAAACGGAGUGACUCAAGACGAUUGGGAGUGGACCUUAGUACCCGAUCGACCGAUGGAAGGACCAAUGAAGGUGUGGUUGGAGUGGGCGGAGACGACGAAGAAGAACAAACGUCUGGAGGAGGAGUAUCUUCUUCGGAAGAUAAUCUGUUCAGAACGGGGGCCGACAAUCCGAGCAAUCGAGCCGAAUUAGAAGAGAAACUGUUGGAAUUGUCUCGUCGCCCGGAGAUCUAUGAGAUCCUCUCGCGAUCCUUAGCCCCUAGUGUUUGGGAAAUGGACGACGUCAAAAAGGGGAUUUUGUUGCAGCUCUUCGGGGGGACUAAUAAGACCAUCGGUGGCUCGGCUGCGAGUCGUAAUGGCUCCGGUGGCCCUCGUUAUCGUGGUGAUAUCAAUGUGCUUCUGGUUGGUGAUCCGGGUGUUAGUAAAAGUCAAAUCUUACAGUACGUACACAAGAUUGCACCUCGAGGGGUUUAUACCUCAGGAAAAGGCUCCUCGGCGGUCGGCUUGACGGCAUAUGUGACCCGGGACCCGGAUUCACGACAAUUGGUAUUAGAGAGUGGGGCGCUAGUCUUAAGUGAUGGCGGGGUGUGUUGUAUUGAUGAGUUUGACAAGAUGUCUGAUGCGACACGGUCGGUGUUACAUGAGGUGAUGGAGCAACAGACGGUCUCGAUCGCCAAGGCGGGAAUCAUCACCACCCUUAACGCCCGUACUUCCGUCCUGGCUGCCGCUAAUCCCGUCGGCUCCAAGUACAAUCUCGCCUGGCCUAUCACUAAGAAUAUCGACCUCCCUCCCACCCUGAUCUCUCGCUUCGAUCUUCUCUAUCUCGUCCUCGAUAAGGUCGAUGAAGCCUCCGAUCGUAAACUUGCUAAACAUCUCGUCGCGCUUUAUCUCGAGGAUCGACCAGAGACUGGCGGUUUGGAUAUCUUGCCAGUACAAACCUUAACGGCAUACAUUUCGUUUGCAAGGAACCAUAUCCAUCCGGUGUUGACGGAAGAUGCCUGUGACGCAUUAGUGCGAGCAUAUGUGACGAUGCGCAAAGCGGGAGAAGACAGUCGGACGAGCGAGCGACGGAUCACUGCCACGACUAGACAGCUCGAAAGCAUGGUCCGACUCAGCGAGGCGCACGCCAGGAUGCGCUUCAGUGAGACCGUCGACGUCGCGGAUGUCGAGGAGGCUAACCGUCUCAUUCGCGAAGCCCUGAAAGAAAGCGCGACUGAUCCAAUCACCGGAUUGAUUGAUUUGGAUCUUUUACAGACUGGCCAAGGUUUACACCAACGUAAAUUACAAGAAGAUCUGAAACGAGAGAUUCUGAAACUACUAGACAGUGCGCAAACCCAAUCGACGGGCGGAGUGCGGUGGCCGAUCCUGUUCGAAUUGCUAGCCAACCAAUCCUCCCUUCCGAUCGACCCGUCCGAGUUCGCCGAUGUGCUCAAAGCGCUCGCUGAUGAAGGCCUCGUCUCGAUCUCCGGCGAACGCGAUAAACGCCUCAUCUUUCGCACGUCUAGUCUUAAUCCUUCUUGAUUGUUUUUUUUUCCUGCUCUGGUCUUUCUUUUUUUUUUUUGCGUAUGGGAGGGCCCUUCUAGUCUUGUUUUUUUUUAAUGUUGUCUCUUGUUUUAUUUAAGUGAGAGGGGUUAGAUGUAGACUGGGAAAAGGAAAUUCUAUCUGAUUUCAGAUCAAGGUGAUAAACAAGGGAAUGUGUAAAUCAAAUAAACAAGUCUGAGUUAUAUGAAUAUCACUUCACUUUUUGGGGGGUCAUAUUGCGUUGGAAUGCAGAUUCUUUGGCAAGA
This is a messenger RNA of Puccinia graminis f. sp. tritici CRL 75-36-700-3, 3370 nucleotides long. RefSeq names its product minichromosome maintenance protein 4 (cell division control protein 54). Gene Ontology annotation, biological process: DNA strand elongation involved in DNA replication; DNA replication; double-strand break repair via break-induced replication. Lineage: Eukaryota; Fungi; Basidiomycota; Pucciniomycetes; Pucciniales; Pucciniaceae. Gene Ontology annotation, molecular function: single-stranded DNA helicase activity; ATP binding; single-stranded DNA binding. The record is from RefSeq and is a predicted model, not a curated record. The transcript is spliced from 7 exons. Gene Ontology annotation, cellular component: MCM complex; nucleus. Bases 114 to 3104 code for a protein of 996 amino acids.